Molecule: messenger RNA, 597 nt
Organism: Lycium ferocissimum
Lineage: Eukaryota; Viridiplantae; Streptophyta; Magnoliopsida; Solanales; Solanaceae
Exons: 1
Coding region: 1-597 (198 amino acids)
Source: RefSeq, a predicted model, not a curated record
AUGACAGGUGAUAAAAGGAGCAAGGGUAUUGCUACUGCCCCAAAGAAACAUAAAAAGAGUAGUAGGGCUUUGUGGAAAGAGCCAGGUCCCGCGGUGACUAGAGAUAGAAGUCCGUCGCCGUAUCCACCACCACGGGGCGCUCCAUUACCUCAUCCACCACGCGGGGCUUUAUUACCUUAUCCACCACGGGGCGCUCCAUUACCUUAUGAUCAUUCUAUGAUGAUCGGCAUGGGCUAUACUCAACCGUCUCCGUUCAAUUCUGUGGACCCCCAUGUUUCUCCACGUCAGGGAUUCGCUGAGGCACCUCCCCUUACACCUGGUUAUGAUACCCCGCAGGGCUUCAGUCAAUUGCCUACCGGAUCUCAGCGGGCGACGUCUAGCGGUACUCCAACGGCUACUCCAAGCCCGACUGUAUCACAUCAUUCUUCAGCAUCUACUGCACGGUUUGGGGCAAACGGUCUUCACCAAAGAGGUAGUAGCUCUGAGCCCGACAAUCGUACCACAGAUGAAAACUUACCUGCAGGUGGUGUGGUUGCUCCAGUCUUUGGAGCGUUAUGCUGCCAGUGGGCGCCUGAUCAUCGAGCCUGUGGGAUAUAG